AUGACGAAAGAUGGAAACACUACCAGAAUUGUCAAUGCCGACAACACUGUCGGCACCACAACCAUCAUCCAAUUCAACCAUGCUUCCCAACUACCUAUCAAACUUAGUGGCAGUCACAAUUUUGCCACUUGGAAAGCUCAGUUCUCCAUGCUUAUGCAUGUCCAUGAUCUCUAUGGUCACCUUGAUGGGUCUACCCUGAUUCCCACACCGACCACUACUUUUGGCACCAAUACAACUCCUAAUCCUGCUUAUACGCUUUGGUUCCGUCAGGAUCAACUCAUCCAAAAAGCUCGUAUAGCGUCUGUUGACCCUACCAUUGCUUCCACAGUUGUUGCUGCCAACACAUCCAAACAUGUUUGGGACUCCUUGCACAUUGCUUAUGCAAACAAGUCCCAGACUCGGAUCUUCAGCCUUCGUGACCAACUUGCACGAAUCACAAAAGACAACAUUCCUAUUGCCAAGUACCUUCAGCGUAUUCGGUCCCUCUCUGAUGAACUUGCCACUGCAGGUGCUCUGGUCACUAACUCUGAACUUAUUGUCAAGAUUCUUAGUGGACUUGGCCCUGAGUUUCGUGAGAUAUCUGCUGCCAUACGAGCACGUGACACCACUGUCACCUAUGAGGAAUUGUAUGAAAUAUUGCUCGAUCACGAGCUCUUUAUCCGACAUGAGGAUGCUAAGAAAACUCUCGGUCCUAUCACAGCGGCAGUUGCUACACACAACAAACAGACCAACACUGCCCACAAUCGCAACAAUCGCCGCCAAUCCUAUAAUAACACCUCCCAACCAUGGCGACAUAAUACUCGCUCCAAUUCAUCCACCCAGUGGCAACCCCAAAACAAUAACCCCAUGGGUGUUAUUCGUUGCUAA
Nicotiana tabacum (common tobacco) is the source of this 867-nucleotide messenger RNA. The record is from RefSeq and is a predicted model, not a curated record. Lineage: Eukaryota; Viridiplantae; Streptophyta; Magnoliopsida; Solanales; Solanaceae.